Messenger RNA from Symbiodinium sp. CCMP2456, 2973 nucleotides. The record is from the annotation of a GenBank genome assembly. Lineage: Eukaryota; Dinophyceae; Suessiales; Symbiodiniaceae.
GUAGAACGGUGUGGACGGCUAGGCACAGACCUAGCCGCGGCCCUCCGCCGAGGUGAUGCUUUAGGCGUGUGCUUCCUCCUCACCCCGGCGGAGCUCGCAGACCUCACGAGUGUUGCCCGAUGGUGCAAUGGUAAGAGUCAGCGGAGGGCACUUUGGUACACGUACUACAUGCUCCAUUGGGCGGGUGACUGCGGAGCGGGAGCUGGGACGCAAGUUCGUCCCCUUCGCUCCGUGGGCGACAUGUGGCCUGCGCCAUGGUUCUUGGCCGUGGGCUUUUGCGGGGCGCGGUCUGCCUUGGAUCACUUGUUCUGGUUCAUCCCGGUUAUUCGGUGCACGUUGCUGGUCGAGAGACCGAUUUAUCUACCGCCUCCGCCACCCCCGGACACAGCGGCCUGGCAGGUGGCGAGUCGGGUGAGCGCGCAGCCCGACGGGCGCUCGAGGAUUUUCCGGUGCUUCGUUUGCGACCUCUUGGAGGUUGCACCACCCGGCCCCGAACCUCAGCAUUUCCGUCGGCGAUGGACCAAACCGUGCCCUGACUGUCCUCACUUUGCACACCGCUCUUGCUUGGAGAGGAGGUUGUUGGAGCUGGAGACAGGCAUGGAGCUUGUAGACUCGCAGCACGAGGCCGCCGAAGUCCCGGCGGCCUUUCGCUGCCUUUGUGGAAGGCCCUUCCGCCUGUCGAGGCGCUUUCCCGAAACACUCGCAGAGCUGCUCUCCGCGACGCGGAAGGAAUGGCGCUUCGUGAUCCGAAGGCUCAUUUUGAUGGCCUUCUUCUUUGUAUGGAUGUACACACUUGCAGAACAUUACUGCGUUCAAGACGGUAAAGUCAACAAGGAGGUGUGCGUCCUCCUGGCUUUCACCGCACCCUUGAUGAGCGUCUCCGUGAGCCAAAGGUUCCAUCGCGGAAUCCAAAUGAUUUGGCACACCCCGCACAGGUGGCGAUACUUCCACAUCUUCGGCUUUUUCGCAAUGUUGUUUUAUUUGGUCCCUGGCUCGCUAUGUUUCGCUGCGGGCAUUUCAACCGCAGCGCUGGGCGGCUCUUGCCCCUGGGUCCUGGAUGGUCCUGGUACUUUAGAGGGUGUUUUGAGCUUGCCCACGGGCGUGAGCCCAACCUUGAAGCUGCGCAUCACUGCAAAGCCAACACCGGCCGCUCAAGGUUUGCAAAAGAACAGCUGGGUAACACUGGGCGGUAUCGGUGACUACUUGUACUGCAAAGUUGUUUCCGACUACUGGGAAUGGCAGUGCCUCCACGAGCCUUUGGAACUUGGUUUGGUCAUUACAGAAGACAUCGUCGCCGUCAUAGGAGCAGAGGCCGUGAUUGCAAGAUCCGCCGCCAAGGGAUGCACGGAAUUCAGCUUGCCCCCCAAGCUCCAGGUUACCAUGCGGUAUUUUGGCGUUGUGAUGCGAAUCGGGGCGUUUCGAGCUUUGGAGUUUGGGUUCAGAAAUCAGCUGUCAACCAACGCGCGCCGUUUGUCCUGGCAGGGACUGGGAACAUGUGCAGCCCACUCUGCCAUUGAAAUCUUGAGGCAGGAAAUAACCGCAAACGAGAUGUCCUGUGCUGUGGAGCUCUCAACCGGCGAGUUUCGAGUCCAGACUGAUCUCGAGUUUAUGGACUUAGUCUUGAGUUUCAACAAGCUUGUGCCCUCAUUCCUCUGCUCCCACGAUGCCAUGAUACCGAAGCUUGUCCUCGUGGCCGUCUGCCAUGUGGGGACUGGAGCGCUGGAGGCAGGAUGCGAGACCGGCGUGCCGGGGGCUCUUGCUGUGCCGCGGGAGUGGGGCUGGUGGCGGAGUGAGUGUAGGACCCGACCUCCGAUUGCGGCGCCGGAUAUUCAGAGGAUCAGACGGGCACGGGGCACCUUAGACACCAAACUUCGGCUCGAAGGCAGCUUCGAGAUCGAAUUUGAUCGAAAUCCGGGUUCCCCGCCGAUCGCCAGAUUGCCCGACGAGCUCAUGAACGAUCCGCGCUGGAAGAGGCAUGUGCCGCCCGGGGCCUCAGGUGUCACGACUGUGCGGCUGAAAGGGCUGUGGGUUGAUUGCACUGGGACAUUUGUGCGGCUGUGGCUGGUUCGCUUGCAUUCGGAGCAAUGGCCGCCUUUCUCCAAACGAUCGCCAUGUGUUCGAAGAAAUCACCUGCGAUGCCGGUCUUCUUGCUUUGGGUUGGACAAGAAACGACCCUUCGAUUCUCGGCCAUGGCCCCAAGAACUGUCAUCGCUACACUCUGAGUCGACUUUCGCUGGCAAGGCUUUGCGGCUCCCUUUCACGUUUUCACCCACUCUUCGAGCCCACUUCAAGCUUGUGAGCAUGAAACGCAGAAGAAGCCUGAGACUUGCAGACUCGAAGGUCGAAGGUCCGGGGCAGAGGCUACUGGUUCUGGAAGGCAGCCGAGUUUGGUUUGGGGAGCAAUGGAGAGGGGAGGCAGCGCUGUCCAACAUGCUUCUCGACAAAGGAGAAAUGCAGCUGGGCGACGAUCUCCUCUAUGUGGAUGCGGAUGCUUUGGGUGAGUUGGGCCACCUCUUGAAAAUGCGAGAGGAAACAACAGAGGAUAUCGUCAUCCGGAAGCAGCCGCACUGCGAGCACGUCUGGACGAAAGGCGAGAUCUUUGAGCGUUUCAACACGACCUGGGACAACCCGCACUACGGCCUCACGCAGCAGCCGAAAGCCCAGGCUUACUUGAUGCGGCUGAACGUCCGAACCUCACGUUUGCUGCGGACUUGGGAGAUGCUCCUGCAGGACUUCCAUCUGGUGUCGGAUGAACCCUCCAGGAAUACUGCACUCGAUGGUCCCUGGCACAAGCGAAAAGAGAAUCGCCAUGACCAAAGCCUGCUCUCCAUGGUCAUCAAGGCAGGUGUGGGGGCCGGGGGAAGGGAGGGGGACGUGCGUGUGUUCUCACUUUGGUCCUCCCUAAGCUGUGUUGCGGAAGAGAGCGCUCUGUCCAGUGUCAGCCAGGUGUCAGCCAAAGAGGGUUUGAGGUGA